AGUGCCGGCCGGGAGCGCCGGGGGCGGCAGGUCGGUCCCCCUCUCCGGCCUCGGGGUGCUCGGCAGGGCGCCGGCGGCGAGGGGUCGCCCGCCGGAGCGGUCCCGGUCCAGAUCUCGAUCUCGAUCUCGGUCUCGGUCCUGCCGCUGGCAGCGCGGAGCUUGCCUUGCCCUGCCCUGCCCUGCCUUGCCGUGUGUCCCCUGCUGCGGACGGGCGGGCGCGGCGUGCCCGGGGACUGCGGCGCGGGCUCUCCGGUCCCAGAAGACCUUUUCUCCUCGUAUGUAAACAAGAAACUUGAAGUCCUCCUUCAGUGAGCUGGAAAUUCAAUUUUUUUAUGUUCCUUCUUCAUUCUCCAGUUGUGACUGGGAAAUCAUAUCAACCUGUUGCAAGAUCAGAGAACACACAUAUUACACACCCUGGAGCUGAGGCACAGAAGCUGAAAGAUUCAUUCAGUGCUGUAUAAGAAAUGUGCGACUGCAGACCAAGACCCAGUGUUGGUUGUGAAAAACAUUACAACCACCAAUGAAUGGCUUGAUCUUUACUCUCAGCUCCAGAUGACCUGUUCUGUUGUUCAUAAGGAUGUCGUCUGUUACUGAAAAUGGAGACGUUACUGCUGGAAAGCCAAAUGAAGAGAAAACAUAUAAAAAGACUGCAUCCUCGGCUAUUAAAGGUGCUAUCCAAUUGGGAAUAGGAUACACAGUAGGAAAUCUUACAUCAAAGCCAGACAGAGAUGUUCUUAUGCAAGACUUCUAUGUAGUGGAAAGUGUCUUUCUACCAAGUGAAGGGAGCAAUCUUACCCCUGCUCAUCAUUACCCUGACUUCAGAUUUAAGACAUAUGCACCUCUUGCCUUCCGAUAUUUCAGAGAACUUUUUGGUAUCAAGCCUGAUGACUAUUUGUACUCAAUCUGCAGUGAACCUUUAAUUGAAUUAUCCAACCCAGGUGCCAGUGGGUCUUUAUUUUUUGUAACUAGUGGUGACGAAUUCAUCAUCAAAACAGUUCAACACAAAGAAGCUGAGUUUCUUCAGAAGCUCUUGCCAGGUUAUUAUAUGAAUCUGAACCAGAAUCCAAGGACUCUUCUUCCCAAAUUUUAUGGGCUGUACUGCGUUCAGUCAGGAGGCAUUAAUAUUAGAAUUGUUGUCAUGAACAAUGUUUUACCACGAGCCUUGAAAAUGCAUUUCACAUACGACUUGAAAGGCUCCACAUACAAACGCAGAGCAUCAAGAAAAGAGAGGGAGAAGUCCAACCCUACAUUCAAAGACCUGGAUUUCCUGCAAGAUAUGCAUGAAGGGUUGUAUUUUGAUUCUGAAACACACAGUGCACUAAUGAAAACACUACAGCGGGAUUGUCGAGUUCUAGAAAGUUUUAAGAUCAUGGAUUACAGUCUGCUUCUGGGGAUCCACAUAUUGAACAGUAACAUGAAGGAAAGAGGAGAGUGUUCCCAGAGUGCAUCAGAUGCUAAACGCCAUGGAGGGCAGAAAGUUCUUUAUUCCACAGCCAUGGAGUCUAUACAGGGCCCUGGGAAGUCUGGAGACUCCGUCACCACAGAGAAAACAAACACAAUGGGAGGUAUUCCAGCAAAAAGCCAUAAAGGUGAAAAGCUGCUUUUAUUUAUGGGUAUUAUUGAUAUUCUCCAGUCAUACAGGUUAAUGAAGAAGCUCGAACAUUCUUGGAAAGCUCUUGUUUAUGAUGGGGAUACUGUUUCAGUUCACCGACCAAGUUUUUAUGCAGACAGAUUUUUAAAGUUUAUGAAUGCAAGAGUUUUCAAAAAAGUUCAAGCUUUAAAGACUUCACCUUCAAAGAAACGGUGUAAUUCCAUCACAGCCCUAAAGGCAGCAUCACAAGAAAUAGUGUGUGCAGUUAGCCAGGAGUGGAAGGAUGAAAAGCAUGGCAUUCUUGCUGAAGGACAAAGUUAUGCCAGCCUUGAUGAAGAAGUACUAGGUUCGCACCACCGACCGGAUCUAGUGCCAAGCACUCAAUCUCUGUUUGAAGCAGCUUCCUUGGCAACCACACUUUCUUCUUCUUCCUUGAAUGCAGAUGAUCACUGUCAACGUGAUCAACCUACACUCUAUUCUAGCAGUAAGGGGUUACCUUCAAGCUCAACAUUCACUUUGGGAGACAGUGCUAUCUAUUUGACUUCAGAACAGAGCACAUUGGAAAUGGAAAAUGAUAAUGCUUCAGUUUUGGAUGUCUAUUUAUAACGAAGAAUACAUGAAGAGUAAAACUAAGAGAAGUGACCAUGGUUAAUGACGAGCACUUUCUGCACUCCUUGUUUAAGAAGGAGGACUUUGCUGAGCCUAAUAGACAAAGAGUAAUAAUCAACAGAACUAAUUCUAAGAAGUGUCAGGAUAUUUGAACCAUAGAAAGAAUUGAUGGACUUGACAAAAAUGACAUGAAACAUUCCACACUCUGCUGUCAUCUGCUGUUGCUUGCUCAACUGUGAAGAACUGUGUAUUCAGGCUGCUUUCUACAAUAUUGCCAAUCACCUUUUUUGGACUCUGAAGAAAUAUUUUCUUAUCAGCUCUCUAGUGGUUUCAUUUGCAUGCAUUCUGUAACUAUGCACAAGCAAAAUCUAUUACCUACUUUACCUAUUUAAAAAAAAAGACAGUGGUGAAUAAAAUCAAUUUCAUUUUUCUGACCCACUCCGUUCUAAUUGCUUAGUUCCACAUCAGUGGAAACUGGAACUGAUGUUGUAUGAGGGUUAGGGCAAAUCUCUGCACAUACCAUAUGAAAAUGAGCUUCUAAAGAUACUUUCACUGUUGGUAAAAAGGAGAUAAAAAUGUUAUUUAUAACAAGGCCUUAUGUUGUGUACAUAUAUUGUCCUUGAAAUAUUUUUGAUUUUACUUUAUUUCUUGUAAAAGAGAAAUUCUAUAAUUUAUUUAGAAAAUACUACUGUAAACUAUAGUUUUAUUGAUGAAUAAAAGAUUUUAUUCUGAAGACUA
This is a messenger RNA of Pyrgilauda ruficollis (rufous-necked snowfinch), 2938 nucleotides long. It is a transcript of the gene PIP5K1B, whose product is annotated as phosphatidylinositol-4-phosphate 5-kinase type 1 beta. Gene Ontology annotation, molecular function: phosphatidylinositol kinase activity. Gene Ontology annotation, biological process: phosphatidylinositol metabolic process. The coding region runs from base 578 to 2197 and encodes 539 amino acids. The transcript is spliced from 17 exons. Lineage: Eukaryota; Metazoa; Chordata; Aves; Passeriformes; Passeridae. The record is from RefSeq and is a predicted model, not a curated record.